Messenger RNA from Acipenser ruthenus (sterlet), 5301 nucleotides. Its product is annotated as cystic fibrosis transmembrane conductance regulator-like. Lineage: Eukaryota; Metazoa; Chordata; Actinopteri; Acipenseriformes; Acipenseridae. Gene Ontology annotation, cellular component: cytosol; plasma membrane; apical plasma membrane. The record is from RefSeq and is a predicted model, not a curated record. Gene Ontology annotation, molecular function: ABC-type transporter activity; ATP hydrolysis activity; ATP binding. Gene Ontology annotation, biological process: chloride transmembrane transport; bicarbonate transport. The coding region runs from base 243 to 4700 and encodes 1485 amino acids. The transcript is spliced from 27 exons.
CUCUUGAGAGGCUGUGAUUUACGCGGAGAAAACGAGCUGUUACUGCAGUACGAUAAGAGUUUAUUAUGAACUGGUGAAUGAAUGCUAGUAGAUUUGCAACUGUUUAAAGGUCUGGGUUUGCCCCUUACACUGUGCGCAGACUGAAACCUGGAUGAGCCAAUUAAACGAGUGACAUCAUGAUGCACAUAGAAUAAGGUGGAGUAAAAACAAGUGUCCAGAUUCAAUAUAGAGAGUUAACAGACAUGCCAUCAACACAACUCUCAGGUGUGAAAAAAAGAAGCCAGCGCGUUACAAUAAUGCAGAGAUCACCUCUAGAAAAUGCCAACUUCUUCUCCAAACUUUUAUUCUGCUGGCCAUCAGCAAUUUUAAGAAAGGGAUACAGGCAGAAAUUAGAAAUAUCAGACAUAUUCAAGGUCUCGUCUUGUGAUUCUGCAGACACUCUGUCAGAGAAAUUAGAAAGAGAAUGGGACAGAGAGCUUGCAACAUCAAAGAAAAACCCCAGUCUCUUCAAAGCAAUCCGGCGAUGCUUUUUCUGGCAGUUUGCCUUUUAUGGAAUCCUCCUAUACCUUGGGGAAGCAUCAAAAUCUGUACAGCCCCAGCUCCUGGGAAGAAUAAUAGCUUCUUACGAUCCAGCUCAUGAAGAGGAACGGCAGAUGGGAUUCUACCUGGCCUUCGGCCUCUCCUUACUUUUCAUUGCAAGGAUGUUCCUAUUGCAUCCUGCCAUCUUUGGUCUUCAUCAUCUGGGAAUGCAGAUCAGAAUAGCUUUGUUUAGCUUAAUUUACAAAAAGACUCUAAAGCUGUCCAGUAGAGUCCUAGAUACAAUUAGCACCGGUCAGCUAAUUAGCCUGAUGUCUAACAAUCUCAACAAGUUUGAUGAGGGUCUUGCACUAGUACACUUUGUCUGGAUUGCACCACUGCAGUGUAUUCUGCUGAUGGGAUUUAUCUGGGAGCUGAUUGGGGCCUCUGCAUUUUCUGGACUGGCAGCUCUGACACUUCUUGCCAUUAUCCAAGCCUGUCUUGCCCAAAGGAUUGAGCACUACAGAACUCAGAGGGCAGGAAAAACCAAUGAAAGGCUGGUAAUUACAUCAGAAGUUAUUGAAAACCUCCUUUCAGUAAAAGCUUAUGGCUGGGAGGAGGCUAUGGAAAAAAUCAUUGAUGCCAGCAGACAGGCUGAGGUGAAGCUCACCAGAAAGACUGCUUACCUCAAAUACUUCAACAGUGCAGCCUUUUUCUUCUCUGCCUUCCUCGCAGUCAUUGUGUCUGUGGUGCCCUAUGCUCUCAGUCAUGGAAUAAUCCUUCGCAAAAUAUUCACCACCUUGUCCUACUGCAUGAUCCUCCGAAUGACUAUCACCAGGCAGUUUCCUGGGUCUGUGCAAAUGUGGUACGAUUCCCUGAGAGUUAUCCAGAGGAUUGAGGACUUCCUUAAAAAAGAUGAAUAUAAAGCACUGGAUUACAAUCUUUCAGCAACAGAAGUUGAAAUGGUGAAUGUAACAGCAUCUUGGGAUGAGGCUAUAGGAGAGCUGUUUGAAAAAGUAAAGCAACAAAGUGACAUUCCCAAUGGAGAGGACGGCCUGUUCUUCAGCAACUACCCCCUGUACAUAACACCUGUCCUGAGAAACAUCAGCUUGCAUUUGGAAAAGGGGAAAAUGUUGGCAGUAGCCGGAUCAACAGGCUCAGGCAAGAGCUCUCUUCUGAUGAUGAUCAUGGGAGAACUGGAGCCGUCGGAGGGAAUUAUUAAGCACAGCGGCCGCAUCUCCUUCUCCCCUCAGAUGUCAUGGAUCAUACCCGGAACCAUUAAAGAGAACAUUAUAUUUGGUCUCUCUUAUGAUGAAUACAGAUAUACCAGUGUUGUCAAGGCUUGUCAACUUGAAGAGGACUUUGCACUGCUCCCAGUGAAAGAUGGCACAGUGCUUGGAGAUGGUGGGGUCACAUUAAGUGGUGGACAGCGUGCCAGGAUCUCCUUGGCCAGAGCCGUGUACAAAGACGCUGAUCUAUAUCUAUUGGAUUCACCUUUUAGCCAUCUGGACAUCCUGACCGAGAAGGACAUAUUUGAAAGAUGCAUUUGCACUCUGAUGGUCAGCAAAACACGUAUUCUGGUCACAUCAAAGCUGGAGCACCUAAAAAAGGCUGACAAGAUCUUGCUGCUGCACAAUGGCCAGUGCUAUUUCUAUGGUACCUUCACUGAGCUACAAAGCCAGAAGUCUGAUUUCAGCUCGCUGCUCAUGGGCUUGCAGGCUUACGACAAUUUCAAUGCAGAAAGAAGAACCUCCAUCCUGACAGAAACCCUUCGCCGUUGUUCAGUCGAUAGCGAAGCAGGCUUCUGCUCUGAUCCUGUGAGGCCCUCAUUUAAACAACCAGGGGCAGAAUUAAAUGAAAAGAGGAAGACAUCUCUGAUUGUUAAUCCUCUUACUGCUGGCAGGAAGUUCUCAAGUGUAGGAGAGGACACUUUGAGUGAGGCCGGGGAACGAAAGCUGUCUUUCGUCCCAGACUCUGAGCCGGGAGAAGGGGGCAUACCAAGGAGUAACUUAUUAAACACAGAUCCCACCAUUCGUGGACAGAGGCGACAGUCAGUGUUGGCCUUUAUGACUGGCGCUCAGAAACAAGGGCGCCAAGCUCGGCGAAACUCUACAUUUCAGCAAAGAAUGUCCAUUGCUCCGCAGAGCUCGGUUGCUAUAGAAUUGGACAUUUAUGCAAGACGCUUAUCUAAAGACAGCAGUUUUGAUUUGAGCGAAGACAUCGACGAAGAAGACUUAAAGGAAUGUUUUACUGAAGAUCACGAAGGCCGCAAUGAAAGGACCGCAUGGAGCACUUACCUUCGAUACGUCACAUCUAAUAGAAACCUUGUUUUGGUUCUUAUCUUUAUCCUAGUUGUAUUUAUAAUUGAGGUUGGAGGGUCCUUUUUUGGAAUAUAUGUGGUCAAUGAAUGGAUCAAGAAAAAUGAAAGUGUUGGAAAUGCAUCUGCUCCAGUACACCAAGCAGUGAUAGUUACCAAUACCAGCGCUUACUAUAUCAUUUACAUUUAUGUGGCAACUGCUGAAAGCCUUCUGGCACUCGGAUUCUUUAGAGGGCUUCCUUUGGUUCACACUCUGAUAACCGUCUCGAAGAGUCUGCACAAGAAGAUGCUUGAAUCAGUUUUACGAGCUCAAAUGUCUGUCUUAAAUACAAUGAAGACAGGUCGAAUUAUAAACAGGUUCACAAAAGAUAUUGCUGUCAUCGAUGAUAUGCUGCCACUUGUUAUAUUCGACGUUGUGCAGUUGGUGCUGAUUGUACUGGGAGCCAUGCUUGUGGUCUCGGUAAUGGAGCCCUACGUCUUCCUGGCUGCCAUCCCUGUUAUUGUAGCUUUUGUCAUGUUGCGGGCCUACUUUCUCCGUACAUCACAGCAGCUGAAACAACUUGAAUCUGAAGCUCGUAGUCCAAUUUUUUCCCAUCUCAUAACAUCUCUAAAGGGACUCUGGUCAAUCCGGGCUUUUGGAAGACAGGCUUAUUUUGAAACCCUUUUCCACAAGGCCUUGAACGUUCAUACUGCUAACUGGUUCCUCUACUUGUCCACACUGCGCUGGUUCCAGAUGAGGAUUGAUAUGAUAUUCGUCAUCUUCUUUAUUGUUGUUGCCUUCGUUUCUGUUGGAACAAACGGUAGUGGGGAAGGAAAAGUUGGAAUAAUUAUAACAUUAGCCAUGAAUAUUAUGAGUACCUUACAGUGGGCAGUGAACUCCAGCAUUGCUAUGGACAGUCUGAUGCGCUCCGUGAGCAGGAUAUUCAAAUUCAUCGACCUGCCUCAAGAAGCACCUAAAAUCUGUGACAAGCAGAAAAGCAGCAUGUCUGAAAGCCUGGUUAUUAAGAACCCACACACAGAUCAGGAAUGGCCGUCUACAGGCCAAAUGACUGUCAGCAACCUAACAGCAAAGUACACAGAAGGAGGCCGAACUAUCCUUGAAAACCUCUCAUUUUCAGUAAUUUCUGGACAUAGGUUGGGCAUUUUGGGAAGAACUGGUUCAGGAAAGAGCACGUUACUGUCCGCAUUGUUACGGCUGGUGUCAACAAACGGGGAGAUCAUGAUUGAUGGGGUCUCGUGGAAUUCAGUCACUUUGCAGGAAUGGAGAAAAGCAUUUGGUGUUCUCCCACAGAAAGUAUUUAUAUUCUCCGGGACAUUCCGUAAGAAUCUGGACCCACAUGGGAAAUGGAGCGAUGAAGAGCUAUGGAGAGUUACUGAAGAGGUUGGCCUGAAGUCUGUCAUUGAGCAGUUUCCAGAUAAACUGGAUUUUGUUCUGUUGGAUGGAGGCUAUGUCCUUAGUAAUGGUCACAAACAGUUGAUGUGCCUAGCCAGGUCAAUCCUGAGUAAAGCCAAAAUCCUGCUUCUGGAUGAACCCAGUGCACACCUGGACCCCAUAACCUUUCAGAUUAUAAGGAAGACACUAAAGCAUGCUUUUGCCAACUGCACUGUCAUGCUGUCAGAACACAGACUAGAAGCCAUGCUUGAGUGUCAGUCUUUUCUGGUGAUCGAAGGCAGUUCAGUGAAACCCUAUGAUAACAUUCAGAUGCUCUUGAAUGAAUCUAGUCUAUUGAAGCAGGCAAUAAGCAGUGCUGAGCGUAUGAAGCUUUACCCUCUGCAUCGCCGGAACUCCAGCAAGCGUAAGCCACGGCCAAAGAUCACUGCGUUACAAGAGGAGGCAGAGGAGGAUGUACAAGACACUAGGCUGUAAUGCACAACACCCUGGUGCACCUGGUUUCACUUAUAGUAAAGAUAUCGACUUGAAAAAGAAGAUUCGAAAGCACAGCAGCACUGUGUGUGUGUGUGUGUGUAUAUAUAUAUAUGCUUUUUAUGAACCAAUUUAUAUAGCUCACACAUUUUAGUCUAUUUUAAAUACAUGUGUUUUAUUUUACCUGCUCCCUGCCAACAGGAAUUAAAUUACCCUACCCUUUUGUAUUUCGGGCACUAAGUUUAUCUGUGUAAGGACAUCUAUUCAUUAAAAAUGUCAUUUACCUUAGACAGCACAGCCAGCUUGACUUGCUUCAGUCAUAUGGUUAUGUUCAGUCAACAGAAAAUGAAUGCCUGUUCAGUUACAGUUAUGUCAUUUUUUAGGGUCUAAUUUAGCAGGGUCGGUGACUCAUUUCUGUAGUAUAAUGCAAGUGUAUGCCAUGAUGAAUUGGGUCAGCAUAAAAGUGUGAUCCGAAGGAGCAUUCAAGAGAAUGGUGACUGGUUUGUUAUUCUAGUAUAGUGUAUACUGUAGGUAUAGUAACUAAAUUGCAUAUGCCUUGUAAAAUGAUGUUUUGACACAUUGUAUAAAUAAUUACCAAAUUUUA